Cucurbitaria berberidis CBS 394.84 is the source of this 798-nucleotide messenger RNA. RefSeq lists its product as uncharacterized. Bases 1 to 798 code for a protein of 265 amino acids. Lineage: Eukaryota; Fungi; Ascomycota; Dothideomycetes; Pleosporales; Cucurbitariaceae. The record is from RefSeq and is a predicted model, not a curated record. The transcript is spliced from 2 exons.
AUGGCCCAGCUACCUUCUGAUUCGAGCACGUCCAUCGAGUCUCCUCAAUCCACUUCCCUUAUGUCGGAAGCUCUCACCAAUUUGAUCUUCUCCUCUCGCCUCGAACAACGCCUCCGAUCACAGCUCCUCCAGCUCACGAACCGUUUCCUCUCGCUCUGCAAUGAUGGCCCUCCUGUCGUUGUGUCGUCCCGCUUCCCCGGUGCCAAGUUCCAUUCGCGCGACGAAAGCUACUUCUUGAGCUCAGGAGCCGAGUACUACAUCAUAUCUGAAGACUUCUGGAGCAAGAUCGACGGAUCACCCUCACAAGACAGGAUGUUUGCUGGCGAGAUGACAGUGGAAAGCGAUCCUAUGCAGCUCGGUGCUUUGACGUACAACUGUUGUGUUGAUGCUGCGUACGUACACUGGGAAUUUCUCCACGAGAUGUUCAAGAAAGAUCCGGAGAUGAAGAGAGUGGAAUGGGCACGCGUCCCCGUCCGACCGCGCAUUGUCUUCUUUUGGGAGAACAAAAUAGGCGACGAGACACGCUACCUGCACGAUAUCAUCAUCAUUGUUGCAUCAAAUGGGGCAAGAUUCGUCUUCGACCCCACCGGGUACCAAUUCGGCUUUGGGGGCUAUGUCCAUAAGUGGGAGACGUACAAGAAGCAGUUUAUUGAUAAAGAAGGUGAGAGUCUUCGAGCAAGCGUGGGGACGGGGAGGAGCGUUAAUCCUCAGGCUGCAAUGGCCUCUUAUCGUGGCUCAAUGCAGGCGGCUCGGGAGGAGCUCAUGAGAAGACUUUCUGAGGGUACGUCCCUGCUCUGA